Acanthaster planci (crown-of-thorns starfish) is the source of this 1354-nucleotide messenger RNA. RefSeq lists its product as uncharacterized. NCBI's taxonomy places the organism in Eukaryota, Metazoa, Echinodermata, Asteroidea, Valvatida, Acanthasteridae. The record is from RefSeq and is a predicted model, not a curated record.
GUACGCGCAAACGAACAUAUUCCUAUGUCGUUAUAAAGUGGACAUUAAGGAAGAUCUAACUUACUCUCUCAAAUUCCUGAUGCAAAUCAUCGUUGGUUAAGUGUGUAGAAAUACUUAAACGGGAACAUAAAGGUAUUCUGUCAAUUUGCCUUGGUUCUUCGAAUUUAGUGCCGUGAAUCCAUAUGAACAAUAAUAAAAGAUAAUGAAGCACUCGGAGCAUGGAUGGAGCAAGUGUGACGUAUCUUGCGGUAUUGGAUACCAGUCAAGACGGGUACUUUGCUUAGAACCAGAUGUAGAAUGUAGAGGGGAAGAAAGCGUGGAAGUACGGCGCUGUCUGGGUAUAGACUGUGAAAAUCCCGAACAACUAGAGUCAAAGAUUGCUUGCAGUGGUGCAUCUUUCCUGAUUAUUGGAAUCAUAGUUGGCAUUUUCCUAGUACUUGUGACGAUCGGAGGAGCAUACAUCUUCAAAAACUUCCUGUUACCAAAAAUUAAGGAAGUUAACAAAAAGUCGUCGUUGAAACAGAAAAACAAGAAGCGUCCACCCGAACCACUACCCCGAAGUAAAGGCAAAGUUGAUGACGAGGAACAUCUUUAUGAGGACGUCGACGGCAUUCAGGGCAAAAAGGCUACAGCUAAAAAUAGCUAUGUCAUCAUGACGUCGAAAUCAGACAAGGAAAAAAAGCGAUUUGGAAGUUCCAAGAAAAAACAGGAAAAUCACAAGAUGGCUGAAUCGGAGGGCAGUGACCAAGGCUACGUUGAUCCUGCAGAUAUAAAUCAACCACGAUCAGAGGAACUUGAGAUUGGAAGGUUAAGAGACCCACCUCCUCCUCCAGGAACCAAGGAUAAAAAACCGUCCAAGUCAAAGACUGAAAAUGGGGUGUCUUCACAGGAGUAUGAGAAAGUGGACGAAAAUGAAUACUUGGAGAUUGAUUAAGAAGCGCCCUCAACGCGAAGACGCUUCAUAACCGAGAUGUAAAGAUUGUUGGUUCGAGUUGCAAUUUGUUUGAAAAAAUUCAAAUUGUAAGAUUUUGGAUGGUUUCCUCUGUAUUCAAUAUAUUAAUGCAUGCUGGAAUAAAACGUUUCAGCAGAUGUCGAAUGUUAUGAAUUUCUGCCUUUUCGUUGAAAGAAAAAUGCUGUAGAGAGGCUUAACAUUCAUUGUAUACUAGGUCUGUGCCCCCUUUGGCUUCCGGCUUCGAUUUGGAGUGCCGGUAACUUAAAUACGACGAGAGUUUAUCGAUCAGAUUUUGAAUGUACGCGAGAGAGAACUGAAGAUGAUGUAACAACACACAGUGUUCCAGCCUAGCUCACAGGGCAUUAAGAGGACUUCGCAAAUAAAUCACUUGUUUUGAAACGA